GGUACAAUUUAUUUGAAGUUUUCUUUCACUCUCAAAUUGGUUUGAGAAACUUUGAAAAUUAAGGGUGAAAAAAAAUCCAAAAAGUGAAGUGAGACAUGGCUUACUACAAUCAAAAUCCUCCGUCAGUAAAUGUUAACGUUUCUGCUCCACCUCCUGCACAAGGAUAUCCUCAACCGGGUUAUCAACCAAGUUAUCAAGGGUAUCCUCCACCCCAACCCCAACCUCAAGUUUUUGUCACUCAAGCUCCACCUCCGGCUCCGGCGGCUCCGGCAGCGGAAGCCGGUUUAAUGGGAUGCCUUGCCGGGUUGUGCUGCUGCUGCUGCUUGGAGGAGACCUGUUUGUUGUGUCUUUGACUUUAAUCACAUGAGGAAUUUACAUGUCCUGCAACAGAUCGAGAUUGCGAAACUUUAUUUGGUUUUGUUAUUCUAUGGUUAUUGACUUAAUAUUAUUAUAUGCAUAAACCAAUAUAUUUUCCUUAAAUAAAAAAACAAUGUAUUGGACUAAUAGCUGCGCAAAAUCAAAAGAUGAGUGCAAAAACAGGUUUUUUUUA
Molecule: messenger RNA, 550 nt
Organism: Cicer arietinum (chickpea)
Lineage: Eukaryota; Viridiplantae; Streptophyta; Magnoliopsida; Fabales; Fabaceae
Source: RefSeq, a predicted model, not a curated record